Molecule: messenger RNA, 1197 nt
Organism: Sporothrix brasiliensis 5110
Lineage: Eukaryota; Fungi; Ascomycota; Sordariomycetes; Ophiostomatales; Ophiostomataceae
Exons: 2
Coding region: 1-1197 (398 amino acids)
Source: RefSeq, a predicted model, not a curated record
AUGCAUCUCGCACUGCUCGCUGUCCAGCUUCUCCUUCUCCAUGCAAUCUCUUGUAUUGCUGCAGUUGGACGAACACUUCCGACCCCGACAUCACCAGCCACAACGACAGCAUCACUCCGCUUCCGAGCUGCCACCCAACAGCCCACCACUGUUGCCUUGGCUGCUGCCCAGACUGACGGUCAGCUGAUCACCUGUGGUUACCUCGAUGGCAAUGCCAGCGCUCCCCGCUCGGCCCAGCCUGGGUUUGACUGCCGCAUCGACACGCUGCAUGGCAUCUGGGGCUUCUGCCCAACGACGGUCAUCGCCGCCACGGACUGCGGUCUUGCUGCGGCAUGUAGUGACUCGGGGACCUGUACCAGCAUUUGUGAAUUCAAUGCUGCCUCGGGCCUAACGACAAUUACAUGUCCCAGCUCCGGUACCAAUGUGGCCUACUGCUCGACGGCCAUGCUGACGUUUGGCGUGGACCAGAGCUACGCAUAUGUGGCCUGUGGACACAAUCCAGUGACCGACCACUAUGUUGCCACGCCGACCUUUACACCCACCCCGUCAACGACCAGCUCCUCAAAGUUGCCCUCGACAACUUCAACUAGGCCCUCUGUAUCAUCCACUUCGUCGCCCUCUACCAAAUCGCCUGCAGCACAAAGCUCGUCGUCUAGCAGCAGCUCCCUGGCAACGCAGGUCUCCGCCACGAAAACAUUUGCCGGCGCCACUGUCGGUACGAGCCAGGCGACUUCAUCACCAUCACCGCCCCCGGCUAGUAGUAGCAACACGAACGUCGGGGCCAUAAUUGGCGGUGUACUCGGUGGACUCGCCUUGCUCUGCACUUCGGCUAUAGUCGUCGUGUUCAUCAUCAAGCGAAACCGGUCGAGCAGUCGCGGUGACAGACAGCGUGACGGCCCAUCAACGUCGACAUCGUCGCCACCACCACCUGACAUGUCCCCGUCCACAGCGCCAUUUCCACCAGCGUCGCCCUAUGCACAGCACGCACAAUAUGCUCCGCACCUGCAUGGCAUGCAUGCCGGAGCGCCCCCGCCUCGGCCACCUCCGGCAACAGGUCUGCCCCAUGCAAUGUACCCAAACGUCUACCAUGAGGCCGACUCGUCGACCGAAAAGUACAACCCAUCAUCAGCCCAGAGCAGAGGUUAUGAGGGCUCCGCAGCCUACGCUGUGGAACUUCCAUCCCACGACAAUUUUUGA